Fragaria vesca subsp. vesca is the source of this 1044-nucleotide messenger RNA. RefSeq names its product mediator of RNA polymerase II transcription subunit 6-like. The record is from RefSeq and is a predicted model, not a curated record. The transcript has 5 exons. Gene Ontology annotation, cellular component: core mediator complex; mediator complex. Gene Ontology annotation, biological process: regulation of transcription by RNA polymerase II. Gene Ontology annotation, molecular function: transcription coactivator activity. Lineage: Eukaryota; Viridiplantae; Streptophyta; Magnoliopsida; Rosales; Rosaceae. The coding region runs from base 60 to 809 and encodes 249 amino acids.
CUGCUGUUCUCCCUUCCAUUUUGCCCACCCACCCCAAUUCAGAGCAUUGCGAGUGAGCAAUGGCGACGCCGCCGCCGAACAUGGAGGGCGGUCCGCCGCAAGUCGUAGCACAGCCGCCGGGGACGGACAUGACCGGAAUAUGCUUCAAGGACCAGCUCUGGCUGAGCUCUUAUCCUCUCGAUCGUAAUCUGGUCUUUGAUUACUUCGCCAUCUCCCCCUUCUACGACUGGACUUGUAACAAUGAACAGCUCCGUCAGCGCGCUAUUCACCCUCUUGAUAUCUCUCACCUCUCCAAAAUGACGGGGAUAGAGUACAUGCUGGUAGACGUUAAGGAGCCGCAUCUGUUUGUUAUCCGUAAGCAAAAGAGGGACAGUCCGGAGAAAGUUACAGCCAUGAUGACUUACUAUGUGAUGGACGGUUCGAUAUAUCAGGCACCACAGCUCUGCAAUGUCUUUGCAGCUCGCGUUGACCGCGCUAUCCAUCAUAUACAUAAGGCUUUCACUACUGCUUCUUCAAACUUGGAGAAGAUCGGAUAUGUUGAUCCUGAAAAUGAGACUGCAGCCCCUGAACCCAAGGCUAGCAAAGAGACAAUUGACUUGAGGGAAUUUAAUCGUGUGAACCAAAUUCUUCAAUCGUUAUUGCGCAAGCUGCCACCAGCCCCACCCCCACCACCAUUCCCAGAAGGCUAUGUUCCCGUCUCCACUGGAGAAGCAGAGAACGGCUCAGAAACUCAGCAAGCUGGAGAGCCACAACAACCUCCAGUGGAUCCCAUCAUCGAUCAAGGCCCAGCUAAAAGAAUGAAAUUUUAGAUUAGAGGUAGUUACCAACUUUACAUCAUGUUAAGGGUACCAAAUGGUCCAGGAGAAACAAAUUUCAGCAUAUUUGAGAAACAGAGGUAUAUGCUUAGAUCUGAGCGUUUGACCUUUGAAUAGCAAAUCAUGCACAGUGGGACUUACACAUAAUUGAAAGUUAUGAAUCUAGUCAUUCUAGUGCUUGUAAUCUUGUAGUCUGAUUACUCAUGCAGGACUGAAGAUUAGGAAGUUU